UCGGACGGUUUACCACUUUUACGCACGGAGCGCGUCAAACCUUUACCCGGUUCCAGGAGCCACUCGGCCGCGAGGGAGAAGAACGAUGGCGUUCAUGGUUAAGAGCAUGGUGGGGGGGCAGCUGAAGACCCUGACCGGCGGGCUGACGGAGGAGAAGGCGGAAGGGGGGGAGAAGACCGAAGCCGCCGCUCAGGGCAUGACGCAGGAGGAGUUCGAGCAGUACCAGCAACAGUUGGAGGAAGAGAAGCAGGAGCGGGAGGCGAAUUUUGCCCAGAAAGCGGAGCGAGCCACGGUCCGCAGCCACUUCAGGGACAAGUACCGGCUACCCAAGAACGAGCUCGAUGAGACUCAGAUCCACAGCCGGGACGACGUGGAGUUGCCCACGGAGCUGGCCAAGAUGAUCGCCCAGGACAACCAGGAGGAGGAGAGCAAGACGUCGGUGCUGGGCCAGCUGACCAGCAUCCAGAACGUGGACAUGGACCAGCUCAAGGACAAGGCCCAGGCCACACUGGAGGACCUCAAGAAGCAGACAGAGAACUGCAGCCUGAUGUGAUCCAGACCCAGUCUACACUUUCUCUCUUGCUCUCUAUCUCUAGACCUCUCUCUCUUCAUCUCUAGGCUCUCUCUCCUUCGCUCUUGUCUCUCUCUAGACUCCCUCACUCUCUCUCUCUCUCUCUCUAGUCUCUCUUUUUCUCUCUCACGAUCUCGCUGUCUCCCUCUGACUCUCUGUCUGUCUUUCUGUCUGUCUCUCUCUCUCCGUCUCUCUGUCUGUCUCUCUCUCUCUCCUCUCUCUCUCUCUCUCUCUCUCUCUCUCUCUCUCUCUCUCUCUCUCACUCUCUCUCUCCCUCUCUCUCUUAUUGAGCCUGUCUCUCUCUCUCUGUCUCUCUCUCUCUCUCUCUCUCUCUCUCUCUCUCUCUCUCUCUCUCUCUCUCUUCUCUCUCUCUCUCUCUCUCUCUCUCUCUCUGUCUCUCUCUCUCUCUCUCUCUCUCUCUCUGUCUCUCUCUCUUUCUCUGUCUCUCUCCCUCUCUCUCUUAUUGUGCCUGUCUUUCUCUCUCUCUGUCUCUCUUUCUCUGUCUCUCUCCCUCUCUCUCUUAUUGAUCCUGUCUCUCUCUUCCCACUCCUUUACUUCCAUUGUCUGCCUCUGUCUCUGUUCCUUACAUUAACCGGUGUUAUUGUAUAUGCAAAGUACAUAUCUUACAGUAUCGUGGGCAAAAUGUGUGAGUAUUUAUUUCCUGAACGUGACUUUAUGUUAGCGACACAGAAAACUUUGGAUGGACACGUAUUUGACGUUUUAACCGAUAAAGUGCAGCAAGCUUUCUAACAAUAACUUUUUCAAACGAACUAAUCGGAAAUAGCAAUACAAGACGUGUCCGUGUCUUACAGGAACUGACGCAAAGGACAGAUGCUUUAGAAGCCAUACGCCAAAGCCUUUUACUGAACACAUUAAAACACACAGGAGACGCCAUAGAGGAACGUUCUGUGGAGAGUGAGUUCAUCUCCAUCAAUCCUGAGCUCAUCAGCUCACCGGACUGAGGCCCCGUACCCCCUCGCCCCUCUACACAGACACACACACACACACACACACACACACACACACACACACACACACACACACACACACACACACACCACACACACACACACACACACACACACACACACACACACACACACACACACACACACACACACACACACACACAACCAUGAGUCCAGUGUGGACCUCUCUGUGACCUCAUCCCCUCAACCCUGCCUCUCAUUGACCUAUCUCUCUCGCUCUCUCUCUCGCUCUCUCUCUCACUCUCUCUCUCUCUCUCUCUCUCUCUCUCUCUCUCUCUCUCUCUCUCUCUCUCUCUCUCUCUCUCUCUCUCUCUCUCUCUCUCUCUCUCUCUCUCUCUCUCACACUCUCUCUCUCACUCUCUCUCUCCCUCUCUCUCUCUCUCUCUCUCUCUCUCUCUCUCUCUCUCUCUCUCUCUCUCUCUCUCUCUCUCUCUCCGUCUCAGUGGUGCUGUGUUGUGCUGGUGUCUUGUUGUGGAGACAAUGUGACAUGUCGAGUGCUGUCUAUGAAACACCAACCCUUGGCCGAGCGUGAUCGCUGUCUUAUCGUAGAAGUGUACUGCUGCGUGUUCUUGGUAUUCUCGUCGAGGUCUUCUAACACAAGGCUGUCUUGGUGUUAAUAUUGGUGUCUUAUACCGUUGUGUACAGUCUACUCCCUCUGUGCUUUACUGUAGCGGUCUAGAGUCUUCAGUCCUUUGGUUUGCACUAACUUCAUCCUCGCUGUUCAUGUCGAGGCUAACCCUCUCUCCUUCUGACCCCCGACCUAACCAAAGCUCAUGUGUCAUGUGAGUAACUAACAGCUGGUAGCCACAGCUAGUAGCUAACCACUAGUAGCGCACAGCUCGUAGCGCACAGCUUGUUAGGAACAGCUAGAAGCUAACAGCUAGUAGCUAACAGUUUGAAUCUAACAGCUAGAAGCUAACAGCUAGUAGCUCACAGCUGGAAGCUAACGGCUAAAGCUAGUAGCUAACCACUAGUAACGAACAGCUCGUAGCAAACAGCUUGUAGCCAACCGCUAGUAGCUAGCAGACCGAGCUGGGCUAAACUCUGCCAUGGUAUCAUUUCAAAAAGUCUUCCUAAAAUGUUGUGGAGUUGGCAUUGUCUGUGCUGCUAUUCAACUACAGAUGUGACAGGAACACGUCUGCCAUGUUAACAUGUCAUGUUAUGUUAGUAGGACCAAAACCCAGGCCAUGGCGCAAUAAUGAUCACUAGUUUGGCCGUUAGUACCAUGCCUGUAUGUUUGCUAAAGGGUCUAAACGGGGACUAGAUCGAUGGGUUAUGAAUGCUUCAUGAACGACGGCUAUGUGUAUGAAUAUGAACUUAGUUACUAAAGAGAGUCUUUGUCGUCCUGUGAGCGGAGAAAAUGGCCACCCUGAUGCGCGGCGAGUGUUCUCCAUUUUGUUUUCCAUGUCGAGUGCUCUGUUUUACUUCCUGUUGCUCUCGGCUCCGGGGUGGGGGUCCUUUCGACGGGGAGCCGACCGGUGACGCUAUAAUAAACAGAUUUUUAUGAUGAUGUCAA
Messenger RNA from Gadus macrocephalus (Pacific cod), 3076 nucleotides. It is a transcript of the gene cplx3b, whose product is annotated as complexin 3b. Gene Ontology annotation, cellular component: SNARE complex; terminal bouton. Gene Ontology annotation, biological process: synaptic vesicle exocytosis; neurotransmitter transport; regulation of neurotransmitter secretion. Lineage: Eukaryota; Metazoa; Chordata; Actinopteri; Gadiformes; Gadidae. Gene Ontology annotation, molecular function: syntaxin binding. The record is from RefSeq and is a predicted model, not a curated record.